AUGAGGUUUCUCUUAGUAGUCGUGGGAUUGGUUUCCCUAGCUCGCUCGGAACUUUUGGGUAUACCGACUGUGCCAUUUAACAUCACCUCUGACAAGACAUAUGAUUUGAGAAAUCUCCACGCGAUUGUUGUCGACCUCGCGCACUCUACUACUCGUGACCAGGAUGGCCUAACCUUGAUUCCUCCCUCUUUGUGGGAGUUUGCAGAGACUUUCCAAGGUGAUCUUGCUAGUAUUGGAGUCAAUGCCGUCUUGCUGCCGGGCUCCAAGGCCAUUGCAAAUGCAAUUUACCUGACUCUUGAUAAUGACAAGUCGCAAUUCGUCAAUGCCGCGGGAAACAAGACCUCAGAAGGUUACCGUCUCUCUGUCACUUCUUCAGGGAUCACCAUCAGCGGUGCGAGCCCUCUUGGAGCAUGGUGGGGAACGCGAACAGUCCUUCAGCAGGCGUUGAUCAACGAUAAGAAGUUGAAGAUUGGAAGAGGUGUUGAUUCCCCAGGAUGGUCUGAGAGAGGCAUGAUGCAAAAUGUCUUCCACCUUCAUCUCAGCGACCAUGUCUGGGAUCCCGCCAAGCUCGGUACCCAUGAACUUGCCCUCGAGCUUUAUGCUGGUUUCCGCAUCGCCUCCACGGAUCCAGCAGUUGCCGGACUUGCCAGGCCAACAAAUGAAACGUACAGCCCGUAUGUUUUCGAUAACUUGCAGCAAAAGUGUGCAAGCCGCGGUGUAACCAUCAUACCCGAAUUUGAAUCACCCGGACACUCAAUAGCAACCACAGACUGGAGGCCCGAGAUUGCUCUCUCUGACUUUAGUAUGCUAAACUUGAGUCAUCCAGAGACGCUUCCAACAGUCAAGUCGUACUGGAAGGCUGCCAUCAACAACUUCCAUUCCAAGAUUGUGCACAUUGGGGCAGACGAGUACGACAGCAGCUUUAUUAACGAGUACAGCACCUUUGUCAACGAUAUGAGUGCAUACAUCCAAUCCAUCUCUGGUAAAAGCACUCGUAUCUGGGGCACUUUCCCUCCUUCAUAUAAACCAGGCUCUAUCAACGUCAACAAAGACGUGACGAUUCAGCAUUGGCAGAUCGGCCAGGAUAACGGACUGUUCGACUUCAUUGACAACGGCUACACCAUUGUUAACAGCGAUGACUACUUUUACCUUGAUGUCAAGUAUUCAGACGGCAACGUUUAUCCUAAAGAGCUCGACAUUCAGCGCGUUUUCCACGGAUCUCCCGACGGCAGUGCAUUUGCGCCCAACAUUCUCGACAACGCCAACGCCACCAACAACCCUCCUCGAGACAGUCCCAACGUGCUUGGACACUUGGCUGUUGUGUGGAAUGACUGGGGUCCAAAUGCCAGCACCUAUCACGAGGCUUACUACAUGGUCCGCAACGGUUUGCCUGCUCUAGCUGAUAAGCAAUGGGGUGGCUCGCUGCAAGAGGAGGACUAUGCCGGUCUAUUUGCCACGCUGCAGCCUGCCGUGCCAGAUCAGAAUCUCGACCAACGGAUUCCUUCCAAGGGCCCAACGAUUCUAUCAUACAGCUUCGGCAGCAACAUUGUAUCAUCUUUAUCAGGCACCGUUCAAGACGGCUCUGGAAACGGCUAUCACGGCAGUCUCCAAAACGGUGCCUAUGUGAGUGGCGGCGCUCUCCAGCUCAGCGGACACAGCGCCUAUCUCAAGACUCCUCUCACGAGCAAGGGACGCAACUACACGCUCUCUUUCUCUGUGCUUCCGAAAUCCCACGGCGGUGCGCUCUUCUCGGGCCCAGACAGCAGCUUCCUCAACGGCAACGGCACGUCAACCAACCUCAUGCUCGUUUCCGACAACAUUGCUUACCCAGUCAAUCUGACACUGCCGCUGAACAAAUGGAGCGACGUCAAGGUUGAGGCCAUUGGCCCGCAGACUUUCAUCUCGGUCGGCGCUCAGCGCCAAGAAGUGACUAUCUUGAUGGGCAUCUGGGGAGGAUACAUGGAGGAGGGGCCGAUGGCGAUUGAGGCGCCACUUGCGGCGAUUGGAAAGGGAAUUAACGGGCAGAUGAAGAAUAUAAAGCUGUCUAGUGACGUAUUAUAA
Molecule: messenger RNA, 2061 nt
Organism: Trichoderma asperellum CBS 433.97
Lineage: Eukaryota; Fungi; Ascomycota; Sordariomycetes; Hypocreales; Hypocreaceae
Source: RefSeq, a predicted model, not a curated record